AAGUGCCUUUCUUUUCUUCCUCUCAGGAGGCGGAAGUGCCAACUCUGCGGUGAACUAGGCGGUGCGGAGGGUCGACGCUGAGCCCGGCCUCCGCCGGCGGCGAUGAAGCUGCUGGCGCUCCCCCUGGGAGGACGAGGGUCCCUCCUGCUGGUGGGCUGCGUGCUGUGGCAGCUGAGCCCGGCCGCGCAGGCGGUGGAGCCCAUCAGCUUGGGCCUGGCCCUGGCCGGCGCCGCCGCCUCCGCCCUCACCGGCAUCAUCUCCUACCCCAAGCUCUACUGUUACUUCGCCGAGUGCUGCCUGCAGAGGCCCGGCGCCCGUAGCGGGGCAGCACUUCAAGAGAAUUUGGACCAGAAGCUCUUUGGCCAGCAUCUGGCAAAGAAGGUGAUUGUGAAAUCUCUCGCAGGAUUUUUGAAUAAUUCCAACCCAAAGAAGCCCUUGGCCCUCUCCUUACAUGGUUGGACUGGCACCGGCAAAAACUUUGUCAGCAAGAUCAUCGCAGAGAGCCUUUACGAAGGUGGCCUCAACAGCAGAUAUGUCCAUCAGUUUGUCUCCACGUUGCAUUUUCCUCAUCGGCAAAACAUUACUCAGUACAAGGACCAGUUGCAGAUGUGGAUCCGGGGCAACGUGAGCGACUGCGCGAGGUCCAUCUUCAUCUUUGAUGAGAUGGAUAAAAUGCACGCCGGCCUCAUCGACUCUAUUAAACCUUUCCUGGACUACUACGAGGAGCUGGAUGGCGUGUCUUACCGGAAAGCAAUCUUCAUUUUCCUCAGCAACGCUGGGGCUGAAAAAAUAACUGAAGUGGCACUGAACUUCUGGAGGAGCGGAAAAAGACGAGAAGACCUGAGCUUACGAGACCUGGAGCUGUCGUUGUCUGUGUUCAAUAACAAAAACAGUGGCUUUUGGCACAGCAGCCUGAUCGACAAGCACCUCAUCGAUUAUUUCAUCCCCUUCCUGCCUUUGGAGUACAAGCAUGUAAAAAUGUGUGUGAGGGUUGAACUCGAAGCCCGGGGCUACGAGGCAGAUGAAGACAUUGUGAUGCAAGUUGCCGACGAGAUGACCUAUUUCCCGAAAGAGGAGAGGAUCUAUUCUGAUAAAGGUUGCAAAACUGUGUGCACAAAGCUGGAUUUCUACUUGUAACAUUUCUUUUUAUGAUCUGAUCUUCAAAGAAAAUGAAAGCAAUCGCAGAACUUGGAGAAACUAAAUCUUUUUUUUAAAAAAAGAUUUUAAAAUGGGUAAAAAGAGAAGAGGAUUCAUGAGAGUAUCAGGGUGGGAGGAAUUGUGAACUGCAGAUACUCGCGCUUGUGGCAUGGCGUUCAAGGGAUCCAUUCCGCUUGGUCCACUCUAGAGCAUCAUUUAACUGUAUCUUGUACUGUGGAACCACCCAAGUUCCUUCACGAGUGCUUUAUGGACCGGGGAUGGAGAGGGUUGCUGGUCCGUGACUGAGCCCAGUUCUAAUGAGAUCUUUGGCAUUGGAAGCAUCUCCAAAUCUUUUUGCGAACUGUGACUCUUCUGAAGAAAUGAAGCACCUUGACGGUGCGUAAAAAAAGAUGUGUUGCUUUCUUUGAAAACCAAUGCGAUCUUGCAUGUUUCCAGUAAUAGCGGCACAGAGAACAGGGAUAAUGUAAUGCAGUGGUUUUCAUCAAACUCUUUGUUGGGUUGCCCUGCUGUUCCUUGAAAGCUUUUUUUUUGAGGGGGGGCAGUCCUUGGUGAACUGACCAGUAUUAAAGAGACUUCCACAAAAGUGUUUGUGCAGGGUCAGGCUGGCUCCCACCUUUGACCCCCCAACAUUAAACAGCAGGAGGAUAUUGAGCAUGUCCCACCCAGUACAUGUGUGGGAUCUAAAAAUCUGAGCCAUUGCCCCAUGCCAACAGACGGCCCUCUGAGCCCACUCCCCAGAAUCCUUUAUGGGAGACACAGAGUUUCCCUCAGAAGAAAAGAUCCCCUGGCUAUCUAAACCUUAAAAACCACUGCCUUUUAAAUUGCAGAAUGCAUGGGGUCAUAAGAGAUUCUGAUAUGGGGGGGGGAAGUAUGUAUGUAUACAGAGAAGUAUUCCUUGCCACCACCUCUUGACAAGUCCCCAAAGGCUUGUUGAAAACAGCAUUCUCCAUCAAGAUGAGUAUUAGUCAGUGAUGGUUCUGUGACGGAGAGGUUCCUCUCUUUUUUCUUUUUACCGCCUUUGUCUGCACUUCUCUCCGUAUCAGGGAAGAAAAACAGGUAGUGACUUUCAAGAGAGUUUAAAGUACCUGUAGGGCAAUUUGCUCUCCUGGUGUCCUUUUCACUCUGUGGCGACUGUAUUUCAGGGGCCAAUUUUGGGCAGGUAAGAAACAGCAUGUUGGCUUUUUUCAUAAGAAAGCCACGGCUUGCUGGGGAGAAUGGCAGUGAAAAAAUCAGAAGCAAAAAGGGUUUUUCUCGGCAGCUUCUCUACAUCUUGCCAGACUCCACAACUCUCAAGCUCUUGGCACCAUCCCCGAAGAACUCCUUGUGACCGUUAUGUUUUUCAACCUAGAAAAAGCCAAUGAAGGAAAUCUGAAAAAUUCACGUUGCUGAAAGAUACGUGUCUAAGGAUAGAACUGCGUCUUGUAAAGAGCUGCUGCUGGAAAUGGUAGCUCUGUUAAAGGUCCCUGCUUUCCCCCUCAGUAGCAUCUAGUUCACAGAUGGGCAGCCGGUGAGGUCCUUGGCUAAUUUCAUGUUUGUGGCAAAGGAGGGGGGGCAAAAUGGCAGGAAAGGAUGUAGGAGAAAGAGAGGGGGUGAGAGGGUAACCCUGCCCACUGGUGGCAUGUGUCCCAAGAGAUUACUCUGGAGGAAUUCAGCCCCCAGCAAGAGAAAAGUGGCCCACUGCCUGACCUAGUAGUCCAGCUGAACAUUUGUCUAUAGCUAUGCAUUUCUAUGUCUCUGCUGCCUCCAGCAGCGUCAAGUCCAGCUGUUUGUGGGGAAAUGCAUAUCGUGGCUCAGUUUGCACACAACAUGCCAAACCAUAGGUGGGGACAGUUUUUAACUAUGGUUUGGCAGAAUGGCUGAAUUGACAAACCAAAGGUAAAAAGCCACUGCUUCUCUCUCCAACAAGUGCUUCUGUGUGGAAGCAAGAGAACGGAACUGGUAUUGCUGUACAGCACCUCGCCUAUUUAGAAGCUCAAAUUAUGGUUUGUUUUGAACAACCAUUAGUAAAAAAAGAAAACCCACACACGUUGAAUUGAAACAACGGAUUAGAUCCAGAUUAAGUCUGUUGUAUUUUGGUCCCUUGAAAUUAACGACUUGAAUUAGUUAAGGAAAUUUCCUGCUCCAUCCUCCCCCGAAACGCCUCUCUAGAGGGUUGAGAACCUGAAUAAAGUGGGAUUUUUGUGUGUGUCAGGAUGGGAGGAGAAUAAGGAAAAACAUAACAUUCCUUCUAUGAGCUUCCUUAUCUUACAAUUCAAAAAAGGUUGAAGAAGUUCAUAAUGACCAACUUUUUCACAUUGAUUAUAAGUGCAGCUAACUUAGGCUUCAGUUUUGCAACCCCCUACUUGUGAGUAAGUUCCACUGAAGUCAGUCGGACUUGAUUCUAAGUAAGCAUAGAGGAUUGUGCUGUUAGUCUGCCUCGAAGCCAAAGCCAGGAGGAAGGCCUGAGGCAAGCUGAACUGGAAGAUGUAGGCCCCAAGGGACGUCCACUGCAACUCUGCGAUAUGUAAAUCUUGCUGAUUUGGCACAACCAAAUUGUUUUUCCAACUGAUUUUUUAAAAUAAUUUUUGUGAAUAAAUUGUUGUCGAAUCUCUA
Messenger RNA from Rhineura floridana, 3750 nucleotides. RefSeq names its product torsin-1A-like. Bases 103 to 1137 code for a protein of 344 amino acids. Gene Ontology annotation, molecular function: ATP binding; ATP hydrolysis activity; kinesin binding. The record is from RefSeq and is a predicted model, not a curated record. Gene Ontology annotation, biological process: nuclear membrane organization; protein localization to nucleus. The transcript has 5 exons. Gene Ontology annotation, cellular component: nuclear envelope; endoplasmic reticulum; endoplasmic reticulum lumen. Lineage: Eukaryota; Metazoa; Chordata; Lepidosauria; Squamata; Rhineuridae.